Messenger RNA from Solanum verrucosum, 556 nucleotides. RefSeq lists its product as uncharacterized. Gene Ontology annotation, molecular function: N-acetyltransferase activity. The transcript has 3 exons. Gene Ontology annotation, biological process: mitotic sister chromatid cohesion. Gene Ontology annotation, cellular component: NatA complex; cytoplasm. NCBI's taxonomy places the organism in Eukaryota, Viridiplantae, Streptophyta, Magnoliopsida, Solanales, Solanaceae. The record is from RefSeq and is a predicted model, not a curated record. Bases 68 to 556 code for a protein of 162 amino acids.
UUCUUCUUCCUCCUCCACCGCAACCCUUUUGAGCCAUUUACAGUGUCUAAGAAUCUCUCAACAGACAAUGGGUGCGGGGCGUGAAAUGUUAAUCUCCUUGGACAAUGUAAGGGACAAGAACAUGAUGCAGCUGAAGAAGAUCAAUACUGUACUAUUCCCAAUUCGUUACAAUGAUAAAUACUACUCUGAUGCGCUCGCCUCUGGUGAUUUCACCAAGCUAGCAUAUUAUAGUGACAUUUGUGUCGGUUCAAUUGCAUGUCGACUUGAGAAGAAGGAAGGUGGAGCUGUUUGCGUUUAUAUAAUGACUUUGGGUGUUUUAGCUCCAUAUCGUGGUCUAGGUAUUGGUACAAAACUGUUAAAUCAUGUUCUUGAUCUUAGUACAAAGCAGAAUAACAGAGAGAUUUACUUGCAUGUGCAGACAAGUAAUGAAGAUGCCAUCAACUUAUAUAAGAAAUCCGGCUUUGAGGUCACUGAUACCAUCAAAAACUAUUACACAAACAUUACCCCACCAGACUGUUAUAUCCUAGCCAAGUUUAUCUCUCAAACAAAGAAAUGA